Drosophila subobscura is the source of this 669-nucleotide messenger RNA. RefSeq lists its product as uncharacterized. The transcript has 2 exons. Lineage: Eukaryota; Metazoa; Arthropoda; Insecta; Diptera; Drosophilidae. The record is from RefSeq and is a predicted model, not a curated record. Bases 156 to 587 code for a protein of 143 amino acids.
GUAACAUUCGGUUUGAAUAAGUAUUCCCAAAAAUAUUGAUUGAAAAAAGUUGAAAAUUAAUUUUAAAUCGAAUUUAAUUGUGCAAAAUUCGUGUCAUAUUUGACAUUUGAAAAAGAUUUUACUUCAAAGAAGAUCCAAAGCUCAUUAUUUGCAACAUGAACGCACAAAAAGUUCUCGAAGAAAAAAACAGUCCCGAUGCCAUUAUGGCCAUGCUCCGCAAUAAAUAUGGUAACUUUGAGGAACCAUCAGCUCCAAAGAACCGUCUGUUCAAUAAUCGCAAGCAUAAUGCAGAGACACAGCAGAUGACUGACUGCCCUCCGGGAACGGUGAACAAAGGGCGUACCAACAAGCUCGUUUGCAUCUGCGAUCGUCCCAAUAAGGUUUAUCAGUGUGUCGCCUGUUACCGCUUCAUGUGGGGACGCGUUGCAAAAAUUUGCCAGAAACAUCCUUCGGUUGCUUUCCUCAUGGACUUUCGUGAGUGUCCCUGCUGCGCUGCUCAUUAUACCAUCAACGAAACCGAUUUCCUCGAGGAAGACGUUGAGAAGUUGAAUGCCAAACUGCCAGACGACGAUGAUAAAGAUCUUUAAGCUAAGGGAAGUGCCACUGGAAGUGCCACAAUAGAAUAUUUUUAUAGACAAUUAAUGCAUUUUAAAUCAGGAAUUGUUAAUA